Molecule: messenger RNA, 2653 nt
Organism: Cimex lectularius (bed bug)
Lineage: Eukaryota; Metazoa; Arthropoda; Insecta; Hemiptera; Cimicidae
Gene: sca
Product: protein scabrous
Exons: 8
Coding region: 32-1573 (513 amino acids)
Source: RefSeq, a predicted model, not a curated record
CGCGCUUCAGUCCCUGUACGUGUGUAACGAAAUGAAGUUGAUUUUGCAUGUGUUGGCUUUGUACGUCGCCGUUUCGUUCGCCGACGACGACGAAGUCCGGACUUUGAAAACUCAAAUCAAUUCCCUUCUCGAGGGAAAGGAGCAACAGGCCCAAUUAGCUGAACAGCUUAAAGAACUAAGGCAGGAGGUGGCCGUUUUACGAGAAAGGUGUCGAGGCGUAAGAAACGCCGGGACAAGAACUAAAUGGCUGGAAGCCUCGUUGAGCGAAGCGAGAGGCCAAGUCUCAGAGUUGGGGGCUGCGAUAGACAGAGCGGAAACUACAAUUAACACGCUUCGCACUCAGGUUGCUUCCAACACCCGAGCUAUAAGCAAGAUCGGGACGACAGCUGCUGCUAGGGAGGCAAGAAGCUACAACGAGGUGUACGAAAAUGACGUGUAUAGAAGUUCAAGCGAUGCGACGGAAAAGAAGACAAGGCACCAGAGGGUUUUGAGAAAACGUGUCGACAGCCUGGAAACUAUGGCGAGAGACCUUGCGCACAGCCAGAGGACCCUCGAUGGAAGGUUGAACGCGAUGUCGCAGAGGAUAGAACUGAUCGAAGGAGGAGGGAACAACGGCAGCAGCAUCGACAAAGUACACGCAUCCGUCCUCGAACUCCUGGAAUCCGUCGAAGCGCUCGAAACCAAAGUCGAUAACAACCUGCCAACCGUCCAAAAAGAGAUAUCACGGACCGAGAUCAGCUUGAGCGAAGUCAUCCAGCAGACGGCUAUCGUCAAAGAAGAACAAGAAAACCAAAAAAUAUCCUUGAAGGCAAUUAGCGCUGGUUUGUCGUCGAUGCAGGAUAAGUUGGCCUCAAUGUCAUCAGCGCCUGCUACAACGGAAAAUACAACAAUCCACUUGAACCACGCCAAGAUUGGAAGCAAAAGCACUACUGAAGUGGUCUCAGAGCUGAACACAGUCAUAUCGGAUUUCAAGAGGGUCGUCGAUUCUCUUCCCAGAGAUUGCAAAGGGGUCCAAGGGAGGAAAAUCGUCAUGAUCAAAGUCGGAGAAGACCCGAGAUUGGUGACUUGUGAUGACGGUUGGAUUAUUGUACAGAAACGCAAAGACGGAUCCAUACAGUUUAAUAGAGAUUGGGAGGAAUACGCCAAAGGCUUCGGAAAUCCACAAGGAGAGUUUUGGAUCGGAAACGAAGGACUUCACCAUUUGUCGAAAGACAACAACACAAGGCUGAAAGUGGACAUGAUCGAUAUAUACGGGAAACUCUGGUCGGCCGAUUAUUCGUUUUUCAAAGUCGGCGACAGGGAUUCGGGUUUCAAACUGAACGUCUCAGGAUUCAGCGGUAACGCCAGCGAUGCAAUGGACUACCAGAACGGUAUGCAGUUCAGUGCCCGUGAUUCGGACAGAGACAUCAGCAACACCCACUGCGCAGCUAACUACGAGGGUGGUUGGUGGUUUUCCCAUUGCCAGCAUGCGAAUCUGAACGGGAGGUACAACUUGGGCCUGACGUGGUUCCACGCUGCCAAAAACGAGUGGAUCGCAGUCGCCGAAUCAACUAUGAAACUCAGGCUAGACUAACUGGCCCGAUUUACCAACAAAUCUCAGAUUUGAAACAAAAAAAAACUUUUUCUAUUUAAUUUUGAAGGGUGAACGAUUUUUGAUAAUCCUCCAAGGAAUGCCAAGAACUUGAUAUUCUUGAACAAGAGGUGGAUUGUUUUGUGUGUAGCUAUUGAAGGAAUAAUGUAAAUUUGUACAAUCCUAGUUGAAAAAAAAAAUCAGUUUUUGUAAAUGCCAUCAUAGUUGAAUCUAUUGUAAUUAUGUAUUUAUAAGGUGUUUCUUUCGUGAUUAUCUCGCUGAGAUUAUGAUUCGGAACAAAUUAUGUUAUAAAAAUAAUGUGUACAAAAUUAUGAAGCAUCGCAUAUCCUUCAGUCAUAUCAUGAUUAUUUUCAAAAAAUCAAUAAUUAAUUAUAUACCUUUAAAAUUUACAUUUCAACAUUAAAUUCUACUUUAGAUUUAAAAAACUGCCUCCAAGGAGUAUGUUAUGUACCCUUCUUUACUCAUAACUUAAUUUGUUCGUUAUCACCUUAAACCAAACAAAAAAGCAACGCACAAUCUUCAGUUUUAGACUAAUUCCAUUUCUCUUUGCAUCAGAAAGAAAAAUCAUUUCAAACAAAAGAAUUUUUGGUUAUUUUUGUAUUUUUUUUACAAAUGGGAAUGUUUUGCUUCUAAUGGGAUUACAAACAUACUCAAAAUGUACACUUGUUUUCUAUUUAAAUCCAAAUGUGUUCUAGUCAGGAGUCCUCAAGUGAAAUUUCUCCUUUUAUUAUUUUGCAUUGUAAUUUAAACAAUUUGUUUUAUUUGUGGCUGUGAACAUUUAUUUCUCCUAGUAAUUAGAACUUAGUCUUGAAGUCUAGGCAUUGUAUAUUUGUAAACAAUAUAUAUUUUGUAUAAAAGGCGACUGACUGAGAAUUCUACAUAUCCUUUUGUAGAUUGUGUUCAUUUUAUCGUAUCAUUGUAUUAUUCAAUUCAAGUCAUAUAUGUAUUUUUUAUUAUUAUUGUUUGUCUGAUUUUUUAUUUUUUUUUUAUUUUUUUUUUAAUAUUGCACAUUUUGUAGGUUUUUAUUAUUUAUUCUAAUAGAUAGAUGUAUAAAUUGCACCA